AUGCAAAGGAUCAGAGAGUUUUCGAACAAGGCGUUUGGAAUUACAACCUUUUUGGCUGCUAUUCACUCUCCUAACACCGCGAGAGGUCCCGUUCAUUUUCGCGCUCCAAUCAAACCCAACUGGUUUGAUGUGCAGGCACUCAUUACGGGCUCCUUUGACAGGAUGUUGGCCAGAUCCUUAUCUCGAAUGGCCGUCCUCUCACGGCGUGGGUUGGCCGCAGCAGCUGCUCAGCAGAAGAAUCCGGAGGAACUUCGGCUAACCUUCGCCUCUCCUGAUACA
Molecule: messenger RNA, 279 nt
Organism: Cooperia oncophora
Lineage: Eukaryota; Metazoa; Nematoda; Chromadorea; Rhabditida; Trichostrongylidae
Source: the annotation of a GenBank genome assembly